Equus quagga is the source of this 1890-nucleotide messenger RNA. RefSeq names its product kelch like family member 35 (gene KLHL35). NCBI's taxonomy places the organism in Eukaryota, Metazoa, Chordata, Mammalia, Perissodactyla, Equidae. The transcript is spliced from 6 exons. Gene Ontology annotation, molecular function: protein binding. The coding region runs from base 130 to 1890 and encodes 586 amino acids. The record is from RefSeq and is a predicted model, not a curated record.
UGCGUUCAUGCAUGCCUGCACGAGGCAACCGGGGAACCAGCGGGGAAGGCGUGCACGCGGGCGCCUGCCCUCCUCUCCGGCCCCAGCCGCCGGGAGCUCCGACGCUGUUUCUGUUCUCUCCCCAGCAGGAUGCGGGAGGGCCCCGGGCCGGAGGAGUCGGAGCCGGGCUCCGAGGCGCCGUGCGCGGGCUCCUGCCACGCGCAGCGCGUCCUGCAGACCCUCAACGCUUACCGGCGGAGCGGCACCCUCACCGACGUGGUGCUGCGCGCCGGCGGCCGCGACUUCCCGUGCCACCGCGCCGCGCUCAGCGCGGGCAGCGCCUACUUCCGCAGCCUGUUCGCGGCCGGCCGGCCAGAGCGCGGCCCGGCCCUGGGGCCCGCGGUGCCCGUGGUGCCGGUGGCGCCCGAUGCGCCCGGCGCGGGCCCUGCCGGGGCGGCGGCGGCGCUGGCCGUGGUGCUCGACUACGUGUACGGCGCGGGCGUGCGGCUGCGCGCCGAGGACGAGGCGGCCGCCGUGCUGGCGCUGGCCGAGCGGCUGGGCGUGGCGGGCCUGCGCGAGGCCUGCGCGCGCUUCCUCGAGGGCCGCCUGCGCGCCGCCAACAGCCUGGCGCUGCGCCGCGUGGCCGCCGCCUUCUCGCUCACGUCGCUGGCCGAGCGCUGCGGCCGCGUGCUGCGCCAGGCCUUCGCCGAGGUGGCGCGCCACGCGGACUUCCUGGAGCUGGGGCCCGACGAGGUGGCGGCGCUGCUGGCCGACCCGGCGCUGGGCGUGGCGCGCGAGGAGGCCGUGUUCGAGGCGGCCAUGCGCUGGGUGCGCCACGACGCGCCGGGCCGCCGCGGGCAGCUGCGGCGCCUGCUGGAGCACGUGCGCCUGCCGCUGCUGGCGCCCGCCUACUUCCUGGAGAAGGUGGAGGCGGACGAACUGCUGCAGGCCUGCGGCGAGUGCCGCCCGCUGCUGCUCGAGGCACGCGCCUGCUUCAUCCUGGGCCGCGAGGCCGGCGCGCUGCGGGCCCGGCCGCGGAGAUUCAUGGACCUAGCUGAGGUGAUCGUGGUCAUCGGCGGUUGCGACCGCAAGGGGCUCCUGAAGCUGCCCUUCGCCGACGCCUACCACCCAGAAAGCAGGCGCUGGACCCCACUGCCCAGCCUGCCCGGCUACACGCGCUCGGAGUUCGCCGCCUGUGCUCUCCGCAAUGACAUCUAUGUCUCCGGAGGCCACAUCAACAGCCGUGAUGUGUGGAUGUUUAGCUCCCAUCUACACACCUGGAUCAAGGUGGCCUCGCUGCACAAGGGCAGGUGGAGGCACAAGAUGGCAGUCCUGCAGGGCCAGCUGUUCGCGGUGGGCGGCUUCGACGGCCUGCGGCGCCUGCGCAGCGUGGAGCGCUACGACCCGUUCUCCAACACCUGGGCGGCCGCGGCGCCCCUCCCGGAGGCCGUGAGCUCGGCCGCGGUGGCGCCCUGCGCCGGCCAGCUCUACGUGAUCGGGGGCGCGGGGCAGGACGGCGUCAGCACGGACAAGGUGCAGUGCUUUGACCCCAAGGAGGACCGGUGGAGCCUGCGGGCCCCAGCGCCCUUCUCUCAGCGGUGUCUUGAGGCUGUCUCCAUCGAGGACACCAUCUAUGUGGUGGGGGGCCUCAUGAGCAGGAUCUUCACCUACGACCCUAGCACAGACGUCUGGGAGGAGGCAGCUGUCCUCCCCAGCCCCGUGGAGAGCUGUGGCGUGACUGUGUGUGACGGGAAGGUCCACGUCGUUGGCGGGAGGGAUGACCACGGGGAAAGCACCGACAGGGUCUUCACCUUCGACCCCAGCAGUGGGCAGGUGGAGGCCCAGCCGUCCCUGCAGCGCUGCACCAGCUCCCAUGGCUGCGUCACCAUCGUCCAGAGCCUGGGCAGGUGA